Molecule: messenger RNA, 1338 nt
Organism: Glycine soja
Lineage: Eukaryota; Viridiplantae; Streptophyta; Magnoliopsida; Fabales; Fabaceae
Product: B-box zinc finger protein 20-like
Exons: 3
Coding region: 38-1021 (327 amino acids)
Biological process (GO): regulation of DNA-templated transcription; photomorphogenesis
Cellular component (GO): nucleus
Molecular function (GO): zinc ion binding
Source: RefSeq, a predicted model, not a curated record
GGGGGAAAAAAGCAAGAAGGAUCUUGGAUGGUGGUGAAUGGAUGGCUCAUUUAUCAUAGUAGUGCUUCCUCCUUUACCAUUUGACCAUAUUUAUCCAUCUCAAUCACUUCCCACUUUUUAUGAGCAUUGGCCAACCCCCACGCUUCCUUUAUUCUCCCUCUCAAGCUUCAAGCUACUCACACCAAUGAAGAUCCAGUGCGACGUUUGCAACAAACACGAGGCCUCCGUCUUCUGCACCGCCGAUGAAGCCGCCCUCUGCGACGGCUGCGACCACCGUGUCCACCAUGCCAACAAACUCGCCUCCAAACACCAACGCUUCUCUCUUCUCCGCCCUUCUCCUAAACAACACCCUCUCUGCGAUAUUUGCCAGGAGAGAAGAGCCUUUACAUUCUGUCAGCAAGACAGAGCGAUUCUCUGCAAAGAGUGUGACGUGUCAAUUCACUCUGCCAACGAACACACCCUUAAGCACGAUAGGUUCCUUCUCACCGGUGUUAAACUUUCUGCUUCUGCUAUGCUUCGUUCGUCAGAAACUACCUCUGAUUCAAACUCAAACCCUUCUCUUCUUAACUUUUCACACCAAACAACAUUACUACCUCCAUCUUCCACCACCACCACCACCACCAGCAACAACAACAACAACAAGGUUGCUGUUGAAGGAACUGGUUCAACUAGUGCUAGCAGCAUAUCGGAGUAUUUGAUAGAGACUCUUCCUGGGUGGCAAGUUGAAGACUUUCUUGAUUCAUAUUCUGUUCCCUUUGGUUUCUGUAAGAAUGAUGAAGUGUUGCCACGGUUUGAUGGUGAAAUGGAGGGGCAUCUGAGUUCUUUCUCAACCGAGAACAUGGGGAUCUGGGUUCCUCAAGCGCCACCAACUCUUAUGUGUUCUUCACAAAUGGAUCGGGUGAUAGUUCACGGUGAGACCAAUAUCAAAGGUAGCAGCAGAUCAAGGUUGAAGGAUGAUAAUUUCACUGUUCCACAGAUUAGUCCUCCUUCCAAUUCCAAGAGAGCCAGAUUUCUGUGGUAGAAACAAAUAAACAAACAAACAAGCCUCAGUUUCCAUUCUCUUGAGGCAGAAUUAACAACCCUCUUUGUUUUGUUUUGUCCCUUUUCUCUUUUUCUUACCCUGGCUUGUAGUUUACUCUGCCCAUGUUUUCAAUUUGGUUCAGUUUGACUUUUUUUUUUUCCCUUUUUCUUGUUUCUCCUCCCUCUUUCCCUACUGGGCUGUGUUUUGAUAAAUUUGUGCACCUUUCUACUAGUGAUUGUAAAUAUAAACCUUUUCAAAUGCAUGUUGUUUUUUGACACAUGUUUAGAAGAGAAACAACAGAGUAUGAGCUUAAUAGA